Acanthopagrus latus (yellowfin seabream) is the source of this 7527-nucleotide messenger RNA. It is a transcript of the gene glceb, whose product is annotated as glucuronic acid epimerase b. The record is from RefSeq and is a predicted model, not a curated record. Bases 464 to 2251 code for a protein of 595 amino acids. NCBI's taxonomy places the organism in Eukaryota, Metazoa, Chordata, Actinopteri, Spariformes, Sparidae. Gene Ontology annotation, molecular function: heparosan-N-sulfate-glucuronate 5-epimerase activity. The transcript is spliced from 7 exons. Gene Ontology annotation, biological process: heparan sulfate proteoglycan biosynthetic process. Gene Ontology annotation, cellular component: Golgi apparatus.
CGCGAUACUGAAGAUCCUUCCCAGUGAGAGGCAGAUCUCAAAGUGCAUUCAGUUGCUGUUGUGGCUGGGAGUCAGCACAGGCAGUCAGUCAGUCCCUUUGGUUGAACCCUUCUUCAGCCUGAGGUGAAACGGGAGUCUUUUAAACUGCCCGACCAAACGAAAACAACUCUCACCGCUGUCUCUGAACCAACUCUGAUUCUGCACGACACCUUUAGUCCCGCAGAUUCAGAAUUCUUGGAUAUUGCUCCGGGCAUCAGAUGGUCAGUGAUGGCUGGCGCCGUGGUGGCAUCAGUGGUGCGAUCAUUCAAUGUUUGGCCAGCCACUGACUCCCCAGAGUGUUGAAGGAGCUGCGAGCAGAAAGGAUCAGAAGAACCAGCUGUGCAACAACUGUAUGGUGGAUGUCAACAGGAUGUGCAGCCGGUUGGUCGUUUCUUUGUAAAUGGAUUAGAGGCAAGUUGUGACCAUGCGCUGCCUCGCUGCUCGGGUCAACUACAAGACCCUCAUCGUUAUCUGUGCCCUCUUCACACUCAUCACUGUGUUGCUAUGGAACCGCUGCUCAAGUGACACCUCCCUUCGCUUCCUGCCCCGAGCCGCCUUGGUGGCUCCGAGUCCCAAGGUGGGGGAUGCAAGCAUUAGCAGCCAACAACACCCUCCACAACCUCCAGAGCCCCCACCUGUCGUCGGGGUGGUCAGCGGGAUCAAGUACGAAGAAAUCGACUGCUUGAUCAACGAUGAAUCUACUAUCAAAGGCCGACGAGAGGGUGGAGAGGUCUACCUGCCUUUCAGCUGGAUGGAAAAAUACUUUGAAGUGUACGGCAAAGUAGUGCAGUACGACGGCUACGACCGGUUUGAGUUCCAGCACAGCUACUCAAAGGUUUACGCGCAGCGUGAGCCCUACCACCCCGACGGAGUCUUCAUGUCAUUUGAGGGAUACAACGUGGAGGUCCGCGACCGUGUCAAGUGUAUAAGUGGAGUGGAAGGUGUGCCUCUGUCCACUCAGUGGGGCCCUCAGGGCUACUUCUACGCCAUCCAGAUCGCCCAGUACGGCCUGAGCCAUUACAGCAAAAACCUGACAGAGCGCCCGCCCCACGUUGAGGUCUACGACACCGCUGAGGAGAGAGACAGCCGGGCCAGCUCGGCGCCCUGGAGCGUGCCGAAAGGUUGCGGUCUCAGCCGCGUCCCCGACAAGUCCCGAGCUACCUCCGUGCGUCAGUUCAGUGCUCCAGAGGCCUCAGAAGGCGUGUCUCUCCAGCUGGGCAACUCCAAAGACUUCAUCCUCAGCUUGGACGUCAAGUUCGUCUCCAACGGCAGCGUGUCUGUUGUCCUGGAAACCACGGAGAAGGGCCCGCCCUUCACCAUCCACUACGUGACCAGCACGCAGCUCAUCGCCUUCAAAGACCGUGACAUCACCUACGGUAUCGGCUCACGGACCGCCUGGAGCACCCUGACCCGAGAUCUGCUCACCGACCUCAGGAAGGGCGUCGGGCUUUCCAACACCAAGGCUGUGAAGGCAACGAAGAUCAUGCCCAGACGGGUGGUGCGACUUGUCCUACAUGGGCGUGGCUUUGUCGACAAUGUCACCAUCUCCACCACUGCCCACAUGGCCGCCUUCUUCGCCGCCAGCGACUGGCUGCUCCGCAACCAGGACGAACGAGGUGGCUGGCCCAUCAUGGUCACCCGUAAACUGGGGGAAGGCUUCCGGCCUCUGGAGCCCGGCUGGUACUCAGCCAUGGCUCAGGGCCAGGCCAUGUCCACCCUGGUGAGAGCCUACCUCCUCACCAAGGACCAGGCUUACCUCAACGCUGCCCUCAAGGCAGUCGGACCCUACAAGGUGCCUUCAGCGCAGCACGGGGUCAAAGCUGUGUUCAUGAACAAAUACGACUGGUAUGAGGAGUACCCCACCACACCCAGCUCCUUUGUCCUCAACGGCUUCAUCUACUCCCUGCUGGGACUCUUUGACUUGACUGAGACCGCCGGAGAGAAGCUUGGCAGGGAGGCCGGGCAGCUGUUCAGCCGCGGCAUGGAGUCGCUGAAGGCCAUGCUGCCGCUCUUUGACACAGGGUCUGGGAGCAUUUAUGACCUACGUCACUUCAUGUUAGGCACGGCGCCCAACCUGGCCCGCUGGGACUAUCACACCACACACAUUAACCAGUUACAGCUGGUGGCAUCCAUAGACAACUCUCCCGUCUUUAAGGAUGUGGUCAAACGCUGGAAAAACUACUUAAAAGGGAUUCGUGCCAAGCACAACUAGACCGUAACCCACAUAUAGAUACAGCUGAGAUGAUGACUGAAGGGUUGAGUAUACUUUAUGUGUGAUGGAUGAGUGCAUGUGAGACGGAUGCUUCCUCACAUUGCGUGUGUGUGUCACAGUUUUGGUUGAGGUUCAUAAUCUAACGGUGAGUUUAUUCAGCUGCAGCUGGCGACACUUAAGGUUUCUGUUGCAGGUUAAUAUUUUCUGCAACAAUGACUGUAGCUCUCCUCCCUUGUUUUUUUCCUUGAGCGAGUGUUUGUAAUUAUGCACAGACCUAGUUUCACAGUGUGUGUGUGUGUGUGUGUGUGUGUGUGUGUGUGUGUGUGUGUGUGUUGGUUAAAGGAAGAAUAUAUGAUGUAAGAGAACUGAAUUGUUAAAACAGUCUUUCCAACUCUCUUUGAUGCAUCCUCCACAAGUUUUCCUCCAGUUUUUCACCAUUUAUUUUCAGAUUUGCAAAGUUUAUUGAGACAAAUAAACAGAAUAUAUUAUAAAUUAUUUUAAGGAGAAUGUUGCCAAAAAUAUAUCUCAUCAUUAUAAAACACUUAAACAUUCUGGGUUUGAUUUCUCCACUGCAAAGUUUUUAAUCCGUAACCCUCAGAAAGUUUUAAAUCAUAAGUUUACCAUAUUUAAGCUGGUAGGUGAGCUGAAUUAAUUUGGCUGUCAUCCUUUUAUAAAAAUGCCUAAUGCUUCCAAACUGUCAUCUUCCAGUUCUCUCUGAAGAUGUUUCCCCUGAAACACAGUUAAAUUAUUUUGAGGAGGAUUAUGUUGUUAUGUCUUUAGUGAGCUUAAAUCCUUUAGAUAUUUAUUCUUUAAUUUGGGAUUAAGUUUCUGGCGAGCUGCUCUGAGGGAUAAACACUUCACACCACUAUAUUUGAUUUCAGGUGAUUAAACCAGAGAGUCUCCUCAUGAGUGUUCAGCUGAGCUCUGGUUUAUAUCACACCUGGUCAGAGUUCUGUCAUGUGACUCACACUGGAGACCGGAGACUGCAGGUAGCACGCUGCCACAUCCCCUCAGAUAAACCCAUCAGGCCUGCAGCCAUCUUUAAAAAAAACCCACCCUGAUUAAUAAUUCAUCUUAAUAAGCUGCCAGUUGCUGAAGCUCCUUUAUGAGAUGUUUAAGGGUGACAAACUUUGUGCUACCACUCUCAGCUGUAACCAAAAGCCACUAAAGUCUGACAGUCGGUCGCAAAGAAACUAAAUAAUUCAUGUGCCAUUACAGAACACAGUUAGUUCUGCAUCACCAGGAUUUCAGCCCAGUUUGUAAAGAAAAAAAACUUUCCCCGAGUCAGAGAUCCUACAGUGAGAAAUGAGCCGACGAUUUCACUGAUCAAGAGUUGGGAAAUGUUGGGAAAGAGUUGGGAUUACAUCAGUCAUGUCGCCGUCCUCAAGUUUAACACGGGUAACUUCAACGGUUCAGACGAAACCACAGAGAGGAAGAGCUGCUUCUUUGACCACUACUCAAUAUAAGUGUGUCAUUACUUAAAGACCUUCGAGCGGUUGGCCCUGUUGUCAUGGAAAUGAAAAUCCGCCAGUUGUCCAAAUUGAACCAAAUUCAGCACAGAACUUCCUCAGCAGUAAACCUGCCCUGUCUGAAGGAGAUCGGGGUGAAUGGCUCUCGAGAUAACUGAGGCACAGACAGAGGGACAGACAGAGAUUCUUUGCUUUUGAGUCAGACGGCUCUUGCUCUACUUAACAAGAUGAAUACAAAUAUAAAACUCCUCUAAAGCUUCAGGUAGAUCAGUCUACAUACUCCCAGCAGUGUCAUUCUAAGCUUCCCCAUCCUGCAUCAAAUAAUCUAUUAAUCGAUUCAUUGCCAACCAUUUUGGAAUUGGUUUGAGUCCUUUUCAAAAUAAAGUCUAAAUUCUCUGAUUCCAGCUUCUUAAAUGUGAAUGUGUUCUGGUUCAUUUUCUCCUCUCAGACAGUAACCUGGAUAUCAUGACCCCUGAGGACAUUUAAAACCAAUUAUAAACCAAAUAACUAAUUGAUUAAUCGAAAUGAAAAUGACCUCCAUGCAUUCAUGUUGUAAUUAAUGUAUGCAGGACUCACCGAAAGUGAUUUGAAACUAGCUCUCGGAUGAAUCCCAUGACUUUCCCUUGUAAAAAUUCUUUUUUACAAUCUUUAUAUGACUUUAUGUCCCUUGAUUCGAAUAGUGCCCUUAGUUUUAGCUACGUUUUCAUUAAUCUUCACAUCCCGUUUGACCUUUUUAAUAUCUUGUUUUACUUAUAAACUUGUCUGAACAGCUCUCCUUCUAUAACUCCUCUGCAUGUUAAUUGCAGGCUGUGAGUGUGGGUGGUGUAGACGUGUGCGUGUGUGUGCAUGUGUGUGUAGGUAGCUAGACGUGUGGGCACAGCUGCGUCUCACUAACAUGUCAAUUUAUAACAUUCAAAUAGACAAUGGCAGGAGCGCUGAAGGUCGGGGUAAAUUCUUGACAAACAUAAAGAGGCUGUCGGUCCCAGCAGGCUCUCAUUGCGCCUCUCUGCUGCCGUGGGUGCAUGAACUCAGCGUUUUUAAUCUCAGCGCUGCCCUGUUGACCGCUGUACGAGGAGAAACCGGCUCGCCAAGACACUCACAAUUCACCCGGCUAAUAGGCUGGAGAGCCUGCACACCGUACAGUCGCAAGUCGGGGAUGAGUCAGCACACGCCGGCACCGCGCUCACAGAGAAAACAAAGUGGAGCCCUUCAGCAUUAAUGAGGCUUUUAUUGAUCUACUUUAAAGAUUUUUAAUGGGACGCAGGAGAAUCAGGCGGGUUUGUUCUUCUCAAAGUGUUGAUGGUGAAUUUCUCCUUUGGUCAUUUUCAUAAAACUGGUGAGAUGAGAACGUUCUCCCAGACGGUCGGCUUUCAAAAGUGUGCGCUUUUAAGAACUAGAUCAAAGCAGCAGGUGAUUCAUUGUGAUGUAACGGAGAAGAAAUAGACCUUAAAGUACAGCUCCGUCUGUAACUCGACUUUUUGCAUCGAGAACUAUGUGAGAAAUUAGGGCAACACAGUCAGCUGAGAUUUAGAGGAAAAAGUUGAAUAUUUAGAUAAUAAAGUCAUGAUGUGGUUGUGAGGAGAAACAGCAGCUGUACAACACCGUAAUAACACCACGACAAUAAAACCACUGACAUCUUGUUCUUUGACAUGGAACAGCCUGCACCACACAAACUACUCAGGAAUGACCCGAGGACGGUGACGAACAGCUCAAGGCUCCGAUCUGGCUUCCAAAUUCCUCAGAUAUGAGUCUGAUCAAGCUUCCUUGGACAAGUCUGAUCCAUGGAGGCCCAUGGAUCACACUUGGCUCUCAGUGAUCAAGGCAUGGACACGACACCUCGAGGGUUUCCCUGUGAUGUCUGACGUCUCUGAGUCCUGUGUGAUGUGAGGCGGGGCCUCCAUGAUCAGAGCUGUUCCAGCAAAGCCCCGGGCUCUUUCUGGGAUUCCUCAGACCGCUCCUGAGCAGCUCUGCCAGUGCAGCAGGGCGCAUUAAGGCCCUCAUCGCAUUAUUUUCACUGAGUCUUCAUUUCCUGAAUUGGGAAGCCAUUCUUCCCAUUCCGGUGUGCUCCACUUGCAGUCAUGUCAGAAUGUGAGGACAACACUGACGCCAUUAAAAAAAAAAAAAAAAAAAUUUAUUGCUCGGAGCGUUCAUGUGAAUUUUCAACAGCACGUGAACACACAGUUAAUGCUGUGUCGCAGCUGGUGUAUAGUGCUCCUAUAUGUUACAAUACAGUUACAGGAAAUGCUCAAACAUGCGCGUGUAAUCCAGUCAACCCAGUUUAAAGGGACUCUGUUGAUCGUCUGUGUUGGGCUGGAAGCCAGUCGCUCAUUUAUGCUAGAGGACGAAAUCCACAGUCCAGCAGCGUUUAACGGCUUAAUUUAACAAUCUGAACGUUACAGUCCUCUCACAUUUGGGUUUAUUAAUACAUAUAGAUAACUAAAUAUUGUCACAUAGAGCCCAUUUAAUCUUAAUUUACAGCAUUUAUUCUUAAAGCAACCAUUUAUCGAGAUGAAGUUGAAUAAUGUCACUUUUUUCUUAUUCACUCAUAUCUUACCUGUUGGUAAGAAUCAGCAAAUACUGACUCAUUGGGACGUUGCCCCGCCCCAAACGUCAGUAUUUAUCAAGUUGAAAAAAAAAAUCACCUUCUCUUACAAAUUGGACCUUUAAGACUUUUCUAAACAUCGGGCCCUAACCCUCCAACUCAGACGUUUAUCCUGAGGUUGUUUUGAGUUUAAAGAUGAGCUGUGAUUGCAGAGACAUGUGAGUGCACUUUUCUGUUUGAUAAUCGCAGUUUUUUGGAUGCGUGCUGAUUCUUUGCUUUCUUCACUUCCUGGUGGCAUUUUCUCCCCAUGAACCUUCACAUAACCAACCCUGACGGGACAUGUGGAGCUCUGGUCUGUGGUCUAAAGGGAACAUUUAGGAAUGGAAGUUGUGUCUGUGUGUGUGUGUGUGUGUGUGUGUGUGUGACUGACUGUGUCCAUUUUGUUUAUACCAAAGUCAUGAAUUUUUGAAUUUGUAUAUUUUUGUGUGCAAACCGAUUUUUCCAUUCAGCAUUUAAUGACGUGGAGUCUCCUCGGAGGCGUCACAGAGACACUGCCUUCUGAGAAAUGCUAGUUUUUCAAAUGUAGGUUGGAUAGAUGAUAGCAGGAAUAAGGAGGUGUAAAAUGUGCUUAUCGUGAAGGGGAUGUGUGCAACUAGAGAUUAGCAUUUAGUCAGCUGCUGUUUUAAAGGCAAAUAGCUGCAAAUUCUCCUCAAAGUUUUAUUUCUUUUUACUGUUGUUUUCUUUGAGUGUGUGUUUGCAUCAUUUGCUGGAGGAGGGAGAUGUUUUUUGUUUUUUUUUUAGAUAAAAGCACAACUGCUGUUUGUUGUCACAUGAUUUCUAUUGUGUUUCUGUUGUGUUCCUGUUGUGUUUCUGUUCAGGACAAUGUGCAACGCCUUCAUUAAGGAAGCUGCUAUUAUUGUUCACUGUCUUACAGGUUUGACAGCUUCUUUUCUCCUCAUGGUAGUGCUGUUUCUAUCUUUUUUUUUUUUCUAUUUUUCCACUCUCUAUUAAAGACUUCAGCAGAUGACCGCUGAGGUCAUAUGUGAUUUAUGCAAUAAAAUGUUUACUGGGGUUGUGACACCACAGGAGACCCAGAGCGGUUGUACAGACUUUGCAAUCAAAGCACAAAGUGCAAAUGCUACCGUUUUUUUUUAGUCAAAGGAAGAAAUGUGUUUAUAUACAGAGUAAUGCUUCGUGCUUUAAAACUUUGCUUUUUAAAGGUGUAAAAAAAAAUAAUAAUAAUAAAAGCAUUUUUCUUAAACGUC